AUGUCCGCAAAGUCAGUCCGAGAAGGCGGCCCAGCCCUCAAAGGCCCCUUCGACUUCCCCUCCUCGCCUCUCAGCCGCGCAUCCCGCCAGCCCCUCCUCCUCGGCCUCUUCCUCAACCUCCAAGACAUCAAAAUCUCCACAUACCCCACGAGCAACACCUGGACGUUCGACUACAACCUCGACCUCGUCCGCAAAGCCGAGGCCCUCGGCUUCGAGCUCGCCUUCAGCCGCACCCAGUGGCUCCCCAAGGGCGGCUACGACGGCGAGGCCUCCCUCGACGCCUUCGUCGCCCUCGGCGCCAUGGCCGCCGCGACACAAUCCAUCCUGCUCAUCUCGACCAUGCACGUCCUCUACGGGCCCCUCCACCCGCUGCACAUCGCAAAGUACGGCGCCACGCUCGACCACAUCGCCAAGGGCCGGUGGGGGAUCAACGUGGUGACGGGCCACCGGGCCGUCGAGCACGAGAUGUUCGGGCGGCAGCGUAUCGAGCACGACAAGAGGUACGAGAUGGCCGGCGAGCUGUUCGACGUCGUCAACAGCCUCUGGGGCGAGACGGAGAACCUGUCGUACGAGGGGACGGUCUCGCCCUGGAGGCUCGAGAACGCGUGGGUCACGCCGAAGCCGCGGUUCGGCAGGCCGAUCCUGAUCAACGCGACGGGGUCCCCGGCGGGCAUCGACUUCGCGGCGCGGUAUUCCGAUUUCAUCUUCGUCACGUCUCCCGGGACGGCGAAUAUCGAAAGCGCGCUGGAGACGUUGCCCGCUCACAUCGCUACCAUCAGGGCGGCCGUCGAGGCCGAGGGCCGCGAGGUCAAGAUCCUGAUCAACCCCAUCAUCGUCUCGCGAGACUCGCCAGAGGAAUCGUGGGCGUACGCCCGGAGCAUCGCCGAGGGCACCAAAGUGCAGACGGGGACGAAGAAGUUCGGGACGGCAAAUGGGAAUUAUGAUAGUGAUGCCCACGCGUGGAGGGGGCGAAAGGGGCAGCAGGAGAAGCAGGGGCUCAAUCUCGGCGGGAAUAUCGAGAUCAUUGGGUCGCCUGAACAGGUUGUCGAGCAGUUGGAUGCGUUGCACAAAAUUGGCAUUGAUGGUGUCGUUGCGAAUUUCUACGAUUUCGCACCGGACUUGGAGUACUUUGGGCGGAAGAUUUUGCCGUUGAUCAAGGAGGCCGGUCUCCGCGUCGAGUGA
Molecule: messenger RNA, 1182 nt
Organism: Colletotrichum karsti
Lineage: Eukaryota; Fungi; Ascomycota; Sordariomycetes; Glomerellales; Glomerellaceae
Product: methanesulfonate monooxygenase
Exons: 1
Coding region: 1-1182 (393 amino acids)
Molecular function (GO): oxidoreductase activity, acting on paired donors, with incorporation or reduction of molecular oxygen
Source: RefSeq, a predicted model, not a curated record